AAAGAUGCUUGCUUGAAAAUUUAAAAUCAAUGGCGAAAAUGAACUGUAAGAGAUUAUCAGAGCUGUCAGUAAUCAGGAACCAAGAAUCGAGAAUCAAGAAUCAAGAAUAAGAAAUAGCAAAGGAUGGACAAUAAACUUGAAGUUGACAGAUAUUAGUGGGCGAGAAGAGUAGGUUUGAGCAAUGAGAUGGUGAUCGCUCGGAUUUUUCCUGAUGUUGUUCCUCUGCAAAAAAUGCUGUUGAAACUGUUGAAACUGCUGGAAUUGCUGAAGCUGCUGUUUUCCAGGAAAGGCUCUUCUAUAGAACAAGAAGAAGGAAAAGAAGAAGCGAUGUUUGCCACUGGCGGAAAAUCCUCGAUCUUCCUCACGCCUCCGCUGCUGUUUUUUCUGUCCAAUCCGUCUCUCGCGCUGCUGCCGCCGCUGCGCGCUCGACCGCCGCCCUCGGAACAAUCAUUUGGUCUCGCCCAGCGCAAUAGCGCCCUCGGAUUCCUUAUUUAGGAAACCCCGAUGGGCAGCGCGGACCCCCUCGGCAG
Molecule: messenger RNA, 530 nt
Organism: Ascoidea rubescens DSM 1968
Lineage: Eukaryota; Fungi; Ascomycota; Saccharomycetes; Ascoideales; Ascoideaceae
Exons: 1
Coding region: 187-495 (102 amino acids)
Source: RefSeq, a predicted model, not a curated record